GCCGGGAUUAUUACGGGAACUAUUGUGCUUAUAUUCCAUUUUUUAUCAGUUUUAUCAGUUAUUACUGACCUGUAAUACGUAAAAGCUUAGUUUGAUAUAGCAGCCAUGUCAGAAAUCGGCUGCUGCGCAAUCUGCCUAGAACCCACAGAGCAUAAAUGCUCGAACUGCCAAGCCGUCCACUACUGUUCCCGGGACCACCAGAAGCAGGACUGGAAGGUGCACAAGCAUCGCUGCACCCCCGCGAGGGUGCGGGAGGACCCCAAGUAUGGGAGGUACUUAGAAGCCACCAAGAAUAUUAAAGCGGGAGAUAUUAUAUUGAGUGAGGCACCCUUGAUCACGGGUCCGGCGCAGGUUACACCACCAGUUUGUCUCGGAUGCUACAAGCUUCUAGAAAAGGAAAAAGUUGUGUCCUGUGAAAAGUGCGGCUGGCCGUUUUGUAGCAAAGAGUGCACUCAAAAAGACGUGCAUGUACCCGAAUGUUAUUUCACACAAAGCAGAGGAGAGAAGGUAACAAUAUCAACAUACGGCACACCCCACCCGAACUACCAAUGCAUCACGGUACUCCGCUGCCUGUACCAGCGGGACCACAACCAGAAGCUCUGGAGCAAGCUUCAGGCGCUGCAGUCUCAUUGUGAGGAGAGACGGGAUACUGACAAGUGGAAUAAUGAUAGGAAGAUGAUAUUGGAGUUCAUUUGGAAGUUCUUUAAACUGGAGACGGUGUUCAGUGAGGAAGAGAUUAUGAAAUGCUGUGGGGUUGUACAGAUAAAUGGCCACGAAGUGCCCCUCCUAGAGCCGGAAUACGUGGCGGUGUUCGACAGAAUUUCCAUGGUAGAGCACAACUGCCGCGCUAAUUGUAACAAGAGCUUCACUUCUAAUGGAGAUAUUAUCCUCUGCGCCGGCUCAAACAUCCCCGCUGGGUCCCACAUCACCGUCUGCUAUACGGACCCACUAUGGGGUACGGAGGCGCGCCGCCACCACCUCGCUGACAGCAAGUUCUUCGAGUGCACGUGUGAAAGGUGCUCUGAUGUCACCGAGUUCGGGACCAUGUAUAGCGCUGUUAAGUGUAAGAAGAAGGAUUGCAGAGGCUACCUGCUACCACAGACAUUCAUCGUUCCGAUCCUACAUAAGACAAUAUCUCCAGACCCAAAAACCCGCGGCUUGGACAACAAGUUCUGGAAGUGUUCCACCUGUGAUGAUGCAGUGUCUGAUGCCAUCAUACAGCAGCUGUUACAGGAUAUUGGCAAGGAGCUGAGCGCUAUGCCGAAGGGAGACCCAGAUGCUUGUGAAAAGUUCAUAAGCCACUGCAGCAGCUAUUUACACGCGUCGCACUACUACAUGACGGACGUGGGGCUGGCGCUGGCGCAGCUCGUGGGGCAGCAGGACGAGACGGGCCUCGCGGGGGUGACGGAAGAUCGGCUGCUGCUGAAGACGCAGCUGUGCCAGAAGAUCACCAAUUUGUUGGAGAUACUGGCACCUGCUGAAACUCGCUUACGAGGUUCGCUGCUGUUCGAGCUGCACGCGGCGGUCGCGGAGACAGGUCGCAGAAAGUCGCUCGAGGACGGGCCCUUGGUCAUGCUGGGUUAUGUUUCGGAAUCGCGCAAGAUCCUGGCGGAAUCAGCAAACCUUCUCCGUCACGAGCCUCCAGAGCUACCCGAAGGUCAGGUAGCCCGGCAGGCCAGGAUCAACCUCAUCCAAAUGGAUGAGCUCAUCAAGAAUCUGUCAAAUGCUUUACCGUCUCCCCUUUAAAUAAUUGUGGAUAGUUGAAUAAAUUAUAUGAAAU
Molecule: messenger RNA, 1780 nt
Organism: Colias croceus (clouded yellow)
Lineage: Eukaryota; Metazoa; Arthropoda; Insecta; Lepidoptera; Pieridae
Gene: SmydA-1
Product: SET domain-containing protein SmydA-8
Exons: 10
Coding region: 106-1746 (546 amino acids)
Molecular function (GO): protein binding
Source: RefSeq, a predicted model, not a curated record